GCAGCGCCAAUGUGACGACAAUACGUGCAUGACAUUGACAUCUGAAAAAUAUAUUAGCUACGGGCAAGUAAUCUUAAACUGGAAAUGUCUUGGUUUCCUCCCACGGGAUAUCACUGCCGCCACGUUUGCUCUUAGUACGUUACCUGGGAAGACUGUGCUGCGUUCGUGUAGACAAAAAAAACUACGAGUGGUUAGGCUGUCUAAUCUAGACUUUUCCUCAGCGAUCGGCAUUUGUUUCACAUGGAAAUCAAUUGUCACAAUUGAUUCAGUCACACUCACAUUUUGUCGUCAUUCACUCAUAACUUGCCCCACCGGGAAAUCGUUUGCCGAUUUGUGUGUCGAACUAUGUUUGGAGUAGCAAUCUGAGUUGUUGAAUGUUAUUCAUUUUUUAAAAACCGUAGUCAAAGAGGGUAUAACGAUUUUCGUAGAUUCUCGAAACCAGUGUAACAAAUAUGGAUCCUUUCGUAAUUUUACCACAAGAAAAAGCUCGUUAUGUCGAGCAAUUUAACUCACUGAAACCGGCUGGAGGAUUUGUAAGCGGAGACCAAGCCAAAGGGUUUCUUUUGCAAUCUCAACUUCCUCCUGUAAUUCUGGGACAUAUAUGGGAACUUGCUGACGUAAAUUCUGAUGGCAAGCUUGACUUUACCGAAUUUAGCAUUGCCUGCAAAUUGAUAAAUGCUAAACUCAGAGGAUUUGAUAUUCCUAAAGUUUUGCCACCUAAUUUAAGGAAUUCUGCAUCUUCUGGACUGACAACCUCUUCUGCUGGAACCCCUCCUGCAACUAUGAUGGGAGUCCCAUUGGCUCCUCUAGGAAUGACUCCGUCAGCAGUAAUCCAACCGUUAACCAUGGCUGCUGCCAAACCUCCAUCAACAGUCAUGGCACCACACCUAAACAAUCAACCAUUGGUUCAACCAACAAUCCAGCCCAUGAUACAGCCAAUGGCACAACCCAUGAUGCAGCCCAUGAUGCAGCCCAUGAUGCAGGCUGUACUGCAGCCUACUAUGCAACCCAUAAUGCAACCCACAAUGCAAACCACAAUUCAACCCAUAAUACAGCCUAUGAUGCAACCAAUGAUGCAGCCCAUGAUACAACCUAUUGUUCCAGUAAAUCUUCCACUCCUUGGUGCUGGUUCUCCUGUUGGGUUACCUUUAAUGGCAAACAACAUGCCAGGUAAUGCAGGAAUAGUAUCACCUCCUUCGGCUGCUGCAGCAUCAGCUGUUGUUUCGGGAUUCCCCGGUUCAUCAUUCAGUUUUGAUGGUUCGAAGCCAAAUACCCCCGAUUCGUCAAAAACAGUCGCUAGAGCCCCAUCAAUAGCUAGCAGAGAGUCGUCGAUCGAAUGGACUGUGCCGCAUUCAUCAAAACUGAAGUAUGCACAAGUUUUCAAUAGUCAUGAUCGUGGAAAAACAGGAUUCUUGACAGGUGUUCAAGCCCGUGGGAUACUUGUCCAGACUCAGCUACCACAACCGUUAUUGGCCCGUGUUUGGGGAUUAUCUGACAUCGAUAUGGAUGGACGCUUGUCCUGUGACGAAUUUGUAUUAGCCAUGCAUCUGUGCGAUACUGUUCGAGCUGGAGAUAAAUUACCAGAUGUAUUACCGCAUGACCUCGUGCCACCAUGCUUUCGUCGACCUAGUUUACCUACUGUAACUGGCUUAGUAGUCAGCCCAAAAGGAUCAUCUACACCGGAUUUGCUUGCGCAAGCUUUCGCCGGAACGUCACCGCCUCCUUCGGACGAUGUGAAAGUGACAUCUCCAGUCUCCUUUGAGGAUAAACGAAAAGAAAAUUUUGAUAAAGGUCAAGCUGAGCUUGAUAAGCGUAGAAAGGCUUUAGCGGAACAACAACGACGCGAGCAAGAAGAAAGACAAAGAAAAGAACGCGAGGAAUAUGAACGAAAAGAAAAAUUGCGCCUUGAACAAGAGCGCCGUCAGCAAGCCGAAUUGGAGAAGAAGAUGGCCAAACAGCGUGAACUAGAAAUGGAAAAAGAAGAACAGCGUCGUAAAAUGUUGGAGCAGCGUGAAGCUGCGAGGAAAGAAAUGGAAAGACAACGGCAGCUGGAGUGGCAGAAACAGAGACUGCAGGAACUUCUUCAGCAAAGACAGAAAGAGCAGGAGAAGGUCGCUCUCCUUCGUGCAAAUCACCAACGUCUUCAAACGGAACUCUCUGUCCUGGAUGACAGAGUGAUGGAGCUAUCUUCAAAGAUAAUUGAAACGCGGACAGGCGUUGCUGAAACUAAGAAUACAAUUGACGGUAUGCGAACUACACGUGACACACAAAUGCAGCAACUUUCAGCACUGAAAACGCAGCUUCGGGAUCAAAAUCAACGUCUUCUUAGCGUUAGCCAGGAGAAAGUUAGGCUAGAAGCUAAAAAUCGAAUAAAUGCAGCCACCACACCUAACGCAGUUGACGCUGACUUAACACAGAAUACCACGGCUCGUCAAAUCGCGCUAAAUCAGUCAAAAGAGAAGCUUCAGUUGUUAACGGAAGAGUUGAACAAGAAACUUGAAGAUUCUGAAAACAAUAACGCCCAGUUAAGCACUUUGAGGACCGAGAUGUCUAUACUAGCUCGUACCUGUCAAGAGACGCAUAAGGCAUAUCUUAAAAAGCGAGAAGAAGUUCUACUGUUGCGUGCUACUGGUGGCAAGCAACAGUCUUGGAGUAAUGACUCCUGGUCUGAUUCGGCUAACAGUUGGCCAGUUAGUACCGGAGCCACUCCUGCUGCAGUUGACGUUAGCUCCAAUUCCGGUUUGACGCGUUACCGGGCAUUGUACGAGUUUGUGGCUCGUAAUGGAGACGAAAUCUCUUUUCAGCCUGGCGAUAUUAUCAUGGUCACGGAGUCGCUUUCAAACGAACCCGGUUGGUUGAGUGGGGAAGUACGUGGGCAUGUCGGCUGGUUCCCAGAGGCUUAUGUGGAAAAAAUGGAUCAAGCGGGAUGGCCAGAUACGGGUAGUUCAACAGCAGGCAGCAAUGUUGAUAGUCCCAUAACAGGAGCAAAACGACACCCUCUAGAAGGCAUUCAAGAACUGCCAGAGAACGUCAGUGACAACGGAUCCAUCGCUGAUGCAGGUGCAUCUGUUUCUGCCGCUAUAGAAGCGUCUCAUUUUGCUUUUAUGCCAGUUGGAACAAGAGUAUCAGAAGAUUCAUCCUCUCCUAUCCGUGGACAAGGAGAAAUUGUCGACAACUUGAAAGCAGAAGCCAUUUACGUCUGGCAAGGCAAAAAGGAUAACCACCUCUCCUUCAACAAAGGCGAUGUUAUUCUGGUUCGCGAACAGCAAGAUCUUUGGUGGUUUGGACAGUGUAAUGGGCGAAGUGGUUGGUUUCCUAAAUCAUUUGUUUCCCUUUUCCACACCGAUGCUGCACCGCUAUCUCCAAAAUCAAUUGUCUCCACGCAAAAUACCAAAGAAGACAAUUACUACGUAGCUAUGUAUCCAUAUGAAUCGAACGAGCCGGGAGAUUUGUCAUUCGUGGCUGGUGAAAUGGUGACAAUUAUCAAGAAAGAUGGAGAUUGGUGGACUGGAACUAUUGGAGCCCGUACCGGUGUGUUCCCUUCCAACUACGUUCAGAAAGCUGAGCUUCAAUAUGAAGCCGCCGCUGAUUCCGAAGUUGAAGCCGCCUCAGCUGCUGCCGACGCUGCAGCUGCCGCCGCCGUUGCAGCUGCCGCCGCCGCCGUUGCAAAAACCGUUACGCCUAAUGUGAAGGCGGCAACGAGUCAGCUAGACUCUAAAAGACCCAAUACAGCCCCUAUCGACAGCGAAUUCGAGGCAUCUCUUCCUGGGAUUCCUCGAGCUGCCUCCGCCGCUUCUAGCGGUGCACCGUCACCAUCCAACAUGGGCGUGAAUGCAUUGGUAAAUGAAAAUUUAUUCGAACAACAGGGACGGGGAAGCAAAAAACCUGAAAUUGCCACGGUGAUUGCACCUUAUUCCGCAACUAGUAGUGAACAGCUAUCGCUACAACGAGGACAGUUAAUCAUGAUCCGGAAAAAAUCUGCAUCUGGUUGGUGGGAGGGAGAACUUCAGGCCAAGGGACGAAAACGUCAACUAGGAUGGUUUCCGGCAUCGUACGUUAAAGUGUUAAGCAGCUCGGGUGGAAGCAGUAGAACUACACCUGUGCCUGCCGAAAUGGACGAUGAAAUGCCGCAGAUGCCACCUACCGUUCCAACCCAGACAGCAAUCACUGCAGCUUUCGAAGUUAACAACACCCCUACACUUGAUCAGGUGGUGGCGCUUUUCCCUUACACGGCCCAAAACGAAGAUGAACUGAGCUUCCUGCAAGGCGACGUUCUGAUCAUAUUGGAUCGUGAAGACCCAGCCUGGUGGCGUGGUGAACUCAAGGGCCAGACUGGUCUCUUCCCUUCAAACUACGUCGAGGUCAUGGGAAGUUUGGCUGCUUCAGCAGCGCUAGGAGCAGCUGCCAGUUCAGCCAGUGCCAGCGUUGCUUCUACCGCGACUUCUCAGUGGGCAACAUCGAGACAGACCGAUGCCGCAGCCUUUUCCAAACUGUCUCCUACUGAGAAAAAGCGCCAAAUUGUUAUCCAAGAACUGAUUAGUACGGAAGAAACUUACAUGGAGGACAUGUCUAUCGUCAACGAAGUCUUCCAGAAACCAAUGAUUGAGUCGGGGGUCGUCAAACUGGAAGACGUGGACACAAUUUUCGUCAAUUGGAAGGAUAUCAUCGCGUGCAAUAACACGUUUUUGAGGGCUCUACGCAUCCGAAAGAAGAUGAGCCCUGGUGGGGUUAUUCAGGCCGUUGGAGAUAUUUUGAUAGAUUGUCUUCCGCACAUGUCGCCGUACAUUCGUUUUUGCAGUAGGCAGCUGAACGCUGCGGCGUUAAUUCAGAGGCGCCACGAAGGUGUUCCAGAGUUCCGCGCUUUACUGAAAAAAUGCCAACUCCACCCGAAAGUUAAAGGAAUGCCGCUGACUUCAUAUUUACUGAAGCCUAUGCAGAGAAUAACAAAAUACCCUCUGCUCAUUAAAAAGAUUUUGGAAUCAACCGAUGUUGACCACCCUGACCGGCUGCUGCUGGACGAAGCUCUCGUUAAAGCCGAAGAACUCUGCAAUCAGGUUAACGAAGGUGUAAGGGAACAAGAAAACUCAGACAGAUUGGAGUGGUUGCAGCGCAGAGUCCAUAUUGAAGGAUUGGAUGAACGAUUGGUCUUCAAUUCCGUCACAAACAUGCUUGGUCCCCGCAAGCUUAUUCAUUUUGGCCCUCUAAAAAAAGUCAAAAGUAGCAAAGAACUGCUGGCGUUCGUGUUCAACGAUUUCCUCCUGUUCACCACAAUCAACAAACCGUUGGCUUCCAUCAACCUUCAAUUUCUUUUUGACAAGAAAUCCAGUGUGACGUUACGAAUGUAUAGAAAGCCUAUAUUCCUCAGAGAGAUGUCAGUUGUGCCAGGGGAUAAUCAACCCACCGAAGGUGGUAAUGAGCACGAGUCUGUGCCAACACGCUUCACAAUCCAAGACACGGCCUGCAAACUUCUAGUGACGUGUACCAGUUCGGCCGACCGAAUUCUAUGGUUACGUAAACUGGAAGAAGCCCGGAAACACUGCCUGCUGACGGAACGAGCCGUCCUUCAACGCCAAAGAUCAAAACAAAACGAAGGCAAUGUGUGUGGACGAUUGCUGGUACUGGUCAUCGAAGCAGAAAACCUACAACCCAGUUCGGAAACGGUAAGGCAAAGGCCACCCGUAGGCAAAUUGCGAGUCGUCGUUGCUGAAGGCCUCGCUCUUGCUGCACGGGGGAAUCCUAAAGGAAAAAGUGAUACUUUCUGCGAAGUCUACCUCGGAUCGCAAGAACAUCGGACGAAAGUGGUACCGAAAUCUCUCAAUCCCAAGUGGAAUGCAUCAAUGCAGUUUCUAGUUAAAGAUCUCCAGCAAGAUGUUCUCUGCAUUACCGUGUUAGAUCGUGACUAUUUCUCACCGAACGAAUUUCUGGGGCGAACCGAAGUGCGUAUCGCCGAUGUACUGCAAGAUUCGAAAAUUUAUCGUGGACCGCUCAUCAAACGGCUUCCUUUGCACGAAGUAGAGUGCGGAGAAAUCGUCUUGAAGCUCGAUCUUCAGCUAUUUAAAAGCCGUUGACGCCCUCUCAUGCCACAAGAUUAGUGGGUUUCUAUUCUCAUUGAUUUACCGUUUAACCUGUGUAUAACUGCCAAGCUAUUGCAAUCAAAAUUCACCAUAUUUGA
This is a messenger RNA of Daphnia magna, 6172 nucleotides long. RefSeq names its product intersectin-1 (gene Dap160). Gene Ontology annotation, biological process: positive regulation of Rho protein signal transduction. The record is from RefSeq and is a predicted model, not a curated record. Gene Ontology annotation, molecular function: calcium ion binding; protein binding; guanyl-nucleotide exchange factor activity. NCBI's taxonomy places the organism in Eukaryota, Metazoa, Arthropoda, Branchiopoda, Diplostraca, Daphniidae. Bases 453 to 6068 code for a protein of 1871 amino acids. The transcript is spliced from 30 exons.